UUAAACAGGGGACAUUUUCAUCUUGUUCUGUUCUUUAUGAUACUUGGCUUUAUUACCUUAACUACUGGCUCUUUUCGACGUCCAGGCAGAAUUCCCGUCAACUGCUGCAAGUCUGUAUCCUCAAAGAAAGGUUCUUUUACCAUCACAAGUUACAGGAUUCAACCGAGGUCAAAGCCUUGUGUAAAAGCUGUCAUAUUCUACACCAAACAGAAGGGGGCAAUUUGUGCCAACCCCAAAGCAAAAUGGGUACAGAAGAUGAUCAAACAACUCAAGUCUGUUGCUCAUCAAUGCGUUUCUUCACCGACAAUUGAAGAGAAGUGAAGAAUGGGGCAAAGUUUUUUUUCUGGCAAAAACGACUGCUCAAUGUUAUAAUCCUUUCUCACCCUUUUUCAACUGAUCUUAUGCUUUUGCUAGUGCACUCCAGAAAAUCACAGAUUGUUGUAACCAAUCUCAGAAAGUUGACAAAUCACUGUAAUGUAAAAUACACAGGGAAGCUUAAAAUAUUAUCAAGCAAUUAUAUUUAAAUGCACAUUAUUAUUAAAAUAGAUACUUAAACAGCAAAUGAUGCCAUUGCUGGGAAUUAAUAAGUGCAAUGUUGUGGUUCUGUUAGCCAAGCCGGGAAUUUGUGUUGCAGACGUUUCGUCCCCUGUCUAGGUGACAUCCUCAGUGCUUGGGAGCCUCCUGUGAAGCGCUUCUGUGAUCUUUCCUCCGGCAUUUAUAGUGGUUUGAAUCUGCCACUUCAAACCACUACAAAUGCCUACACAAAUUCCCGGCUUGGUGAACAGAACCACAACAACGAGCACCCGAGCUACAAAUCCUCUCACAAACUUUGAAUAUGUGCAAUGCUCAGUGUUGUACAAAUUUAUGGGCGAUGUUCUUCUUUGGGAAUGGUGCAAAGAACUUUUGCU
This is a messenger RNA of Hemiscyllium ocellatum (epaulette shark), 908 nucleotides long. RefSeq names its product eotaxin-like. The coding region runs from base 37 to 321 and encodes 94 amino acids. Gene Ontology annotation, biological process: positive regulation of GTPase activity; lymphocyte chemotaxis; positive regulation of ERK1 and ERK2 cascade. Gene Ontology annotation, cellular component: extracellular region. Gene Ontology annotation, molecular function: chemokine activity; CCR chemokine receptor binding. The transcript is spliced from 4 exons. NCBI's taxonomy places the organism in Eukaryota, Metazoa, Chordata, Chondrichthyes, Orectolobiformes, Hemiscylliidae. The record is from RefSeq and is a predicted model, not a curated record.